AUGUCUAAGGAGGAGGAAGUAAAGGAAGGGUCUAAGAAGGAGGAAGGAAGGUGGUUAGGGAUCUUAGAAGGAAAGGAGGAGGGGCAAGACGACGCAGUAGAAGAAAUUGAAGAAGAGGAGGAAGAAGAAGAAGCAGGAAAGGUGCAGGAAGAGAACGGGAACAAAGAUAAGGAAGAUCCACGGUUGCACUCCUCAUGUCCACCCCUAACAAUGUCCAACCCUGGUAAGAAGUCUCUAAACCUGCAGCAGAAGAGACUAAUUCCAAACAAGAAGAACCACCCGCUGCUCCUGGUCUUCCUGAAGAUGGUCCUCAAAAAUCUGCUGAAACUGCUGUACUGGUACUUUGGUAUGCUUGGUAAAAAUAGAAGACGUUACAAAAGAGCUUAUCAAGCACGUAGUCCCUCCUUAGAACAGCAGAUUGUUGACCAUUUGGACCAGGAUGAUGCUCCACGUGAAUAUUACAUUGUAAAGGAACGCAAACCUCGUUCUACGCCUAUAAAAAGGAGGAAAAAACAUGCCGGCCAUCGCCGUGCUGGUGUACGUCGCCGCAUGAUUAUUGAUAUUCAUUUAGAAAUCUUAGACGAAUGUCAAAAAGGGGACCUGCAUUGGACGAAGGAAGACUUUUUCGAAAUUUUGGUUCAAGAAUUUAUGGGAAGCGAAUUUAUAAAGGAGGAAGACUUUGCUCCAAAGGAAGUUGUUCCUAGGGAAUGUGAUACUAAGGAACGGGUUCUAAGUUCAGAUUCCGGGUUUAGGGAAGGAACACUUUGUUCCUAA
Messenger RNA from Plasmodium coatneyi, 774 nucleotides. RefSeq names its product SICA antigen. The record is from RefSeq and is a predicted model, not a curated record. Lineage: Eukaryota; Apicomplexa; Aconoidasida; Haemosporida; Plasmodiidae. The transcript is spliced from 5 exons. Bases 1 to 774 code for a protein of 257 amino acids.